Molecule: messenger RNA, 243 nt
Organism: Cooperia oncophora
Lineage: Eukaryota; Metazoa; Nematoda; Chromadorea; Rhabditida; Trichostrongylidae
Source: the annotation of a GenBank genome assembly
AUGUUCAAGACAGUAGGAGCGGACGCAUUGGGAAUGUCAACUUGCCAUGAGGUCACGGUGGCAAAACAAUGUGGCAUCAAAGUCCUCGGGUUCUCCCUCAUCACAAACAUAGCUAAUACCGACGUUGAUAGUGCCGUGCUCGUUUCCCACGCAGAAGUACUGCAAACGGCUAAGGAGGCCGGUGAUCGAGCGUCGAAAUUUGUCAAGGAGAUCAUCAAGCAUUUCCCUUCAGAUUCCUCCUAG